AUCAGCCGAGGAAGCAAGUUCGUUGCGAAAGCGUGUUAGUGCCAGGUUGCGGCAAUUUGGCCAUAGCAAACCCGUAACCGUUCGACUACUCAUUCACGCACGAGAUGUGGGAAAAUAUUGAUGGCAGUAUUCGUCCUCGAGGUUGCGUAUGAUGAAGCUUAUCGAGGGUCUUUUUGCCUCUCCCUUUGGAGGUGAGUUCAGAAUUCUAUAUUCUCCCUUUGACUUCGAUUUUCGUUAGUUUAUCUUGGUUUGAUGUUUGACUAUGGAAAUGCCACACACUAGCACUAAAAUAUGUAGGUAAAAAAGUAAUGUACCAAGUCAAAUUAUUGGUGAAACCAAGGCUGCAAGAAGCAGAAUUACAAGAUCAUGGCGUCCUCCUCCUCCUCGGCGAGCUCCUCGACAGCCAACGAUGGCACGACCAACGUGUCCCAGCAACAGAGGCAGAAGACCUUCAACGACCUUCUUGUGCGCGCUGGUCGGAACGUGAGCUACAAUGACUGGCUGAUAUCCUUGGAGGAUACCGAAGCAAAGACUCGCGAACUCCGUUAUCAAAAACGGGUCCUGGGUGCGCAGGUACGUGAUUUUCUGUCGGAGGCUUGAUUCAUGAUUGUCUUCCCCGUGAUUCUUGUUCUACGUCGUUUGGAAUGGUGCGAUAAUCCGUUCGCGUAACACCCUCUGUGUUGAUAUUAAGCAGAUGAUACUGAUAGAUGAAAAAAUGGACGAAGGUCUUGACACCAAAAAACCAAAUAAAGCUGCUCUGUUGCAUUUUGGCGCAAAUAAAUCAGGUAAACGCUUGGCAGUUCUGCGUCUUCCACAAGAAGCGAACAUCUGCGAUGCCUUCCUCUACCAGAGUUUCUUUGCCGUCCGACGUCGUGAGCACUAUUUCGUUCCUUCUUGGGAAGCGCCAAAGCGGUCUGCAGCGACAAGCUUCGUCGAGCCCAGCUCGAGAGGAUCUCUGA
Molecule: messenger RNA, 959 nt
Organism: Amoebophrya sp. A120
Lineage: Eukaryota; Dinophyceae; Syndiniales; Amoebophryaceae
Source: the annotation of a GenBank genome assembly